Messenger RNA from Spinacia oleracea (spinach), 2589 nucleotides. RefSeq lists its product as uncharacterized. The transcript has 9 exons. The record is from RefSeq and is a predicted model, not a curated record. Bases 272 to 2338 code for a protein of 688 amino acids. Lineage: Eukaryota; Viridiplantae; Streptophyta; Magnoliopsida; Caryophyllales; Amaranthaceae.
ACAAAAACCCUAAAAAACGAACCCAGGGCAAUUUCCAUCAGAUCAAUUAGUUUUCCAAUAAUCAGUUCUCACCAAGCUUCAAAUUCGAUCUUCGUUCCAUCUCAUCUCUUUCGUUUUGCCUAUCACUCUCGCUUUUUGUUCCAAGAAAUCAAGAAAUCUUGUGCGGAAAUACAAUCUUGAGCAGGGGAUAACAAACGAACAGAAGACUCUAGCGAGGAGCAAAAGGCUUGGUCAAGUUGAUUUGCACUCUUGUAGACGAACCAGGGACGAGAUGAGUUAUCGUAGCAAACGAACUAGGAUUGCAGCUCUAAAUGAGUCUCGUAAUGCAUCUGAAGUUCCUCCAAAAAAGGCUCAAAGGGCAGCAACAACACAGUUAGCAUCACAGUCAGCACAUCCACACAAAAAUCAGCCCACUAUCCCAGUUCCCUCGCCCUCACUCAAAAACAAAAGGCCUGCAUCAUCACAGUCAGUCCAUCCACCAAAAAGUCAGCCCACUAUCCCAGUUCCCUUGCCCUCACUCCAAAACAUAAGGCCGGUAUCAUCACAGUCAGUCCAUCCACCAAAAAAUCACCCCACAAUUCCAGUGCCCUCGCCCUCACUCCAAAAUACAAGGGGAACUAACGACAGAUGGGGGCCAUUCAAUCCUCAAAUUACCACUAGCACUCAACGUGGGCCUUCGUCUUCCACUACCACUAGCAACCUUAUUUGGAAAAAGCCACUCACUGUACCAACAACUAGUGAACCUAAGGUUACAUCGAAAGGGCCAUCAAGGUACAACCCUACUCUAGACAAGACUUUUAAGUCACCUAAUAUCCCAACUGAAAAUCCCACAAAAGUCCCACAGUCUAGGCUGUCAGAACCACCCAAGCACCCUUCCACUGUUUCUCUAACUUCUCAGCUACCAUAUGAACUUGCUAAACAGUCCACAUAUUCAAAAUCUGUUGCUUUUGAUGCUAGUAUAUUAGAAGAAACACUUGAUACUCGUACUGGGAGUUCACCAACAACACCCGAGGAUGAAUAUGCAGACCAUAUAAGUGAUGGAAAAGCAACAGCAAAAUCCAAAGAAUCAUGUGAUGGAAAAGAAAAAGAGAUCUUUAAAGGAUCUAGGUCUCGAUGUCAUGAGUCGCUCCCUGAAUGGCUAAGUACAGUUGAGUAUGAUAACAAGGAGCAGGUUUUGACCAUAGAUGCUAAGGGUAAUCAGCAACUAGUUAGCGGGUCUAUUCAACCAAUGGACGUCUGGAACACCAAUGGAAGCAUCAAAUAUGUUGUGCACUUCAAUGAACUAUACCAACCGAUUAGGAAAGGUGGGCAUAUUUUAGUCAGAUUCCUUGGAAGCAUAGCAAAGCAAGAACAAUACUGCCCAGUUUCAGAAAAGACUUGGGGUCAACUGGACAACUAUUAUAAAGUUGAAAUCAUCAAAUUGAUUAGAGACAACUUUGUGAUUCCUGAUGAUACAAAGUAUGAGGACCUAGCUCUCCAACGUGUUGAUAGAGUGUGGAGGCAAUAUAAAUAUGAAAUUAAGAAAAAGUACUUCAAACCGAAUGAGAAAACAAUAGAAGCCAUUAAAAAGGAAGUGCCACCUGGAGUUUCCAAGCAAGACUGGGUGAACUUGGUCAACUAUUGGGAUUCAUCCAAAGGGAAACAAUUUUCUGAGUAUGGAAAAGAGGCACGAGCAUCUCUGAGUCAAUUGCACACUAAUGGUGGUACAAGCUUUGCGAAUACACGUGCUGAUUAUGAAGAUGAACAUGGAGAAGAUAUGAGCCUAAUAGAACUUUGGCUAGCUUGUUAUAAGAAGAAGGAUGGAACCUUUGUCGAUGGCACAUUCACCGAAGACUUUUUGGAUGAUGUUAAGGCAAAGGCUGAAACUUUAAAGCUUCUUUAUCCUCCUGGCUCCAAGUCAAUUAAGGAGAUCGAGAAUGAGGCUUUCGAGGCUACGCUAUAUAAUGGAGAAAUUCCUGAAAAACCACAAGGUUAUGGAUUUGGUGUUCGUAAAGGUGACAUUUAUGGGGUGCGUGGUGCACUCAGAAAAGCAGGGUUUGGUAAAGGAAAAAGGAAGGUAAUAGAAGUGGAUAGCAUCAAUGUCGAGGUAUCAAGCUUGAAGCAAGAGAAUAAGGAACUUCAUAAGAAAAAUGAAGAGAUAAAAGACAAGUGCGAUGAGAAUGCAAAGCUGAUUAGGACAAUGACAUCGUUGUUUUCUCAAGUUUUAGAAUCCAUUCGCAUUGGAGACGCUUCAACACAACUUAUAGACGCUGCACAAACCGCCUUGCGUAUGGCUAACCCUCCGGUCAAGGAUGCAUUUGAAGAUGAUGAUGGUGGAAGAAAAGAAUCUAAGGGAUGAUGCAUAACUCCUUAAACUAUGAAGCUCAUAUGUUGCGUACCCUUUUAUUGCGUUUGUUGUGUUUGGUUGUUAGGGAGUGAUCUGUACUCUUAACAUUUUCUGCUGUUUUGUUGUUUAGAUGCUUUGUUCAAACCUUUUGGUAUUAAAUUUGUGUUUUGGAGAUAUGUAGCUAGCUAAUUUAAUAGUUUGGACAUGUGUAAUUAAACUUAAUUUGAUGAUAUGAUAUGAUUUGGAGCGAGCUAAUACGUAUU